CGACGGCGGAAGCCCCGCCCACUCCGACGGCGGAAGUCCGGUCCUCCGCUUCUCAGGGGUUCCUCGUGCGUUCCACCGCCGGCAUGGCGCAUUACAACUUCAAGAAGAUUACGGUGGUGCCGUCUGCCAAGGACUUUAUUGACCUGACAUUAUCCAAGACUCAACGAAAGACUCCAACAGUUAUUCAUAAACAUUAUCAGAUUCAUCGAAUUCGACAUUUUUAUAUGAGAAAAGUCAAAUUUACUCAGCAGAAUUACCAUGACAGACUGUCACAGAUUCUGUCAGAUUUCCCCAAGUUGGAUGAUAUCCAUCCAUUUUAUGCUGACCUGAUGAAUAUUCUCUAUGACAAGGAUCACUACAAGUUGGCUCUAGGUCAAAUAAAUAUUGCCAAAAACUUGGUGGACAAUGUUGCUAAAGAUUAUGUGCGACUGAUGAAAUAUGGUGAUUCUCUGUACCGAUGCAAGCAGCUGAAGCGUGCUGCCCUUGGACGAAUGUGUACUAUCAUCAAGAGACAGAGGCAGAGUUUGGAGUAUUUGGAACAAGUACGUCAACAUUUAUCCCGCUUGCCAACCAUUGAUCCGAAUACAAGGACUCUGCUUUUGUGUGGGUAUCCAAAUGUUGGGAAAUCCAGCUUCAUCAAUAAGGUGACAAGAGCAGAUGUGGAUGUUCAGCCCUAUGCAUUUACCACCAAAUCUCUGUUUGUUGGGCACAUGGAUUAUAAGUAUCUGCGGUGGCAGGUUGUAGAUACCCCAGGGAUUUUGGAUCAUCCUUUGGAGGAUCGGAACACCAUUGAGAUGCAGGCCAUCACAGCCCUGGCCCACCUCCGAGCUGCAGUUCUGUAUGUGAUGGAUUUGUCUGAGCAGUGUGGACAUGGGUUGAAGGAGCAAUUAGAACUCUUCCAGAAUAUCAGACCUCUGUUUAUCAAUAAGCCUCUUAUUGUUGUAGCAAACAAAUGUGAUGUGAAGAGAAUAGCCGAACUUUCUGAAGAAGAUCAGAAAAUAUUUCUAGACUUGCAGACUGAAGGAUUCCUUGUCAUUGAGACCAGUACCCUGACUGAGGAAGGUGUCAUUCAAGUUAAAACAGAGGCUUGUGAUAGGCUUUUGGCUCAUCGAGUAGAAACGAAAAUGAAAGGAAAUAAAGUGAAUGAGGUUCUGAACAGAUUGCACUUAGCCGUGCCAAACAAGAGAGAUGAUAAGGAGAGACCCCCUUUCAUCCCAGAAGGAGUGAUAGCUCGAAGGAAGAGAAUGGAGAUUGCAGAACCCAAGAAGAAGAGGGAACGAGAUCUUGAGCUGGAAAUGGGAGAUGAUUAUAUUUUGGAUCUUCAGAAAUACUGGGACUUAAUGAAUUCAUCUGAGAAAUAUGAUAAGAUACCAGAGAUUUGGGAAGGCCACAAUGUUGCUGAUUAUAUUGAUCCUGCUAUCAUGAAGAAAUUAGAAGAGUUGGAAAAGGAAGAAGAGCUAAGAACAGCUGCUGGGGAGUAUGACAGUGACUCUGAGAGUGACGAUGAGGAAAUGGUGGAAAUCCGACAGCUGGCGAAACAAAUUCGAGAAAAGAAGAAGUUGAAAAUUCUACAGUCCAAAGAAAAGAAUACCCAGGGACCCAGGAUGCCCCGAACUGCUAAGAAGGUUCAACGGGCAGACUUAGAGAAUGAGAUGCGUAGUCUUGGUGUGGACAUGGAUGAUAAAGACAAUGCCCACUAUGCAGUCCAGGCAAGAAGAUCUCGAAGUGUCACUAGGAAAAGAAAACGAGAAGAAUCUGUUCCACCCUCUUCCAUAGCCCGGAGUCAGAGUCGGAGUUGCUCUAAAACUCCACGAGAUGUUUCUGGUCUUCGGGAUGUCAAGAUGGUGAAGAAAGCCAAGACUAUGAUGAAGAAAGCUCAGAAGAAGAUGAAUCGCUUGGGGAAGAAAGGGGAAGCAGAUAGACAUGUGUUUGAUAUGAAGCCCAAGCACUUACUCUCUGGGAAGAGGAAAGCUGGCAAAAAAGACAGGAGAUAGUGUCCUCUUCAGUUGGAAUAGUUUAAUUAGACUCUUAAUUAUUUCUGGGUGUGCUAUAGUGUGUUUUAUAGAAUUUGGAAUCACCAUCUGUUAACCAAAAGAAACAAUGGAAAUGACUUUUAAAUGCUUGUUGCUUUGCUGAAAACUGGUAAAGCCAACUAAGCGUGCAGCGCUGUGGUUGCUGAGCAGUUUCGGAUGUCUAUGCACAGAACGAGCUGUACUUGAGACACACCUCUCUCACAGCCGCGGGACUCAUAUUGCAGAAAAGAUUUAUUAGUGUAAGGAAGCUGCUUUGGUUGGGGGAAAACUGUUUUGUAGUGGGACUUUUGUCACCCACAGUACCUAUUUUUGUUAAAGUACCCUCCUUUGGGAGGCCUAAGCAGAAGGCUAUACCCCACAUUUAGGAGUGCGUCAGAACUUAAAUUACUUUCUUAAAUUAUUUUCUAAACCUGUAGUACAAUGUAUCAUUGUAACUUCAACUAUUUUAUCCAAAGUAAACAUUCAGCUAAAACAUAGUUUUGAUUAUUUACAUUUUGUUUGAUUUAAUUGCAAGUCACUUGAUCGCCAAAAGGAGGGGACGGAGAAUAGGACUUUGCUUUUUUGUUCUUAGAGCAAAAAUAUUUUUUUAAAGGAAAUAAGUGCCUGGGGUAUAGGCUCAAAACCAAAAAAAGUCUUCUUUCAUAAACAAUUGCCAAAUUAAGAUUGGUGUCCUAGAAAGUACAGAAACAUGUAUGAGAGGGAUGCCAGUGAGGCUGGAACUACAGCCCUGUCACAGAUUAGAAGACAAUCACCAGACUGUCAGUGCUUCCUGUCAGAGCGUUACCCAGUAACGUACACACGUAUUACAUACUAUUGAGACUUCUUUUUUUAAAUUGGUUUUUUACUGUGCUUUAGUUCUCUGGUGAAAUUUGAUGUCUUGAUCUAUUUUUUAAUGUCUACAUGAGUAAAGUUUAUAAUCAUUGGUAUGCCUAGUAACUUGAUUAAAUCAUAGAAUAUUCAUGUGACAUAGUAGAAGUCUUAGACAAAGCUUUUUUUUCUUAACAGAACUUACAUUUAUUCAAAUUUCUGAGACAUUAGUGAGAAAGGGUAGAGAGACUGGAAAAAUUAAUGAGAGGAGAAAAACAAGACUUAGCUAGAGUUUGUAUUUCCUGAUGGCAGAAGUCAGGAAAACUCAACAGAAAUUAUGAAACCAAGGUUGUUGACAUACAUAAUAACAGGUUUUUCUAAAGACAUCUCAAACAGUGCUGCUCAAAACAAAAGAGUGAAGCAUAUUUAGGCACAGAAUGUUUGUGACCUUGAGCUUAACUGUUGGGGAUCUGUUCUCAUUGCUGUUAGAACUAGAACUGGCUAUGAAUGCUAGCUUGGGAGGUAGGCACUGGGCUACCUCUCUGCCUACCAGGUCCUUUAGCAGUGCUGGUUACUAGCGGGAGAAGCUGGAAUGUGUGUUCUCCCUCUAGAGGGAGAGACGCUAAAUAAUCUUUAAACAAGAAAAGUGUUAGAGGACUCAUUCUGAUUGUAAGCAUAUACUACAAAGUAAUAGUAAUAGCCUUGUGAUACUGUCAUAAAGACAGUCAUAUAGAUUAUUGGAACAAAGUAGCACACUCAGAAAUAAUUAACAGUGUACCUAAACAGUGUACCAGAAUUAACAGUGGGGAAAGGACUGUUUCUCCAGCAGCCAUGUUGGGAAAUGUUAACAUAUAUGUCCAAAAGUCAGACUGUAUCUUACACCACAUUAGAAACUUUUAAAAGCCUAAGACUCCCAAACUACACACCUUUCAAGAAAGCAGUAAAACCAUCAUAACAUUGGAUUCAACAAUUUCUUGGCUAUGACAACAUAGUUAUAGGCACUAAAGGACUUUAUAACUAAAGUACAUAAGUAGGACUACAUCGGAACUCUUCGGUAUCAAAGGAGACUACACACAGAAUGGGAGAGGAGGUUUGCAAGUGGCAUGUAACACGAGUAUGAGUAAUACAUGGUUUGUAAAAUUGAACCCUGACCAACUCAAAUAUUGGCUAGUGUCUUGAAUAUAUAUAUUUCUCCAAACAAGAUAGUCAAAUGUUCAAAUAGCUACAGGGAAGCCUUUUCAGGUUCACCUAAUCAUUAGGGAAAUAAAAACCAGUGAGAAACCGCUUCUGCACACCAUCAAGAUGGCCAGAUCGAACAAUAGCCAAGAAGGGGGAAGCAUGGAAAGCCACCCUCCCUUGUCCUUCCCUCAUGUUCGUCAGUACAGUGUUUACCUAACAUGUAACAUGCAUGGGGAUAGACAGUCACAGGUGGCCAUGAGAAACCUCAUCAUGCCUUGCUGUUUAUCCUGCUGGUACUUAAGUGAUCAAUCCUUCCUUGCUUGAGAAAAAUAAAUGGUUAGUAACCACUAAUAAAGUGAUCUGAAAUUA
Molecule: messenger RNA, 4388 nt
Organism: Grammomys surdaster
Lineage: Eukaryota; Metazoa; Chordata; Mammalia; Rodentia; Muridae
Gene: Gtpbp4
Product: GTP binding protein 4
Exons: 17
Coding region: 84-1994 (636 amino acids)
Biological process (GO): ribosomal large subunit biogenesis
Cellular component (GO): nucleolus
Molecular function (GO): RNA binding; GTPase activity; GTP binding
Source: RefSeq, a predicted model, not a curated record